GUCCGCAGCCAUGGCGAUGCGGGCUCGCGGCCUCCUGCUGCUCCGCGGACGCCUGGGCCGCGGGCCCGCGCUGCUCCCGGGGACGGCGGGGCGCGCGCUCCGGGGCUUUCGGAGCAGCCGAGUGAGAUAUGAAGCCAUUAUCAUCUCUGGAACUGAAAUGGCCAAACAAAUCCAGAAAGAAAUACAACGAGGGGUGGAAUCGUGGGUCGCCCUUGGGAACAGACGACCUCACCUUAGUAUAAUUUUGGUGGGAGACAACCCAGCAAGCCACACCUAUGUGAGAAAUAAGUUAAGAGCUGCUACUGCUGUAGGUAUCUGUAGUGAACUCAUUCUAAAGCCUAAGGAUGUGUCUCAGGAAGAACUUUUGGAUAUAACUGAUCAGUUGAACAUGGACCCAAGAGUCAAUGGUAUAUUGGUUCAGUUACCACUUCCAGAUCAUGUGGAUGAACGAACAAUCUGCAAUGGAAUCGCCCCAGAGAAGGAUGUAGAUGGAUUUCAUAUCAUCAAUAUUGGAAGACUGUGCCUUGACCAGCACACACUCAUACCUGCCACUGCCAGUGCUGUGUGGGAAAUAAUACGAAGAACAGGAAUUGAAACGUUUGGCAAAAACGUAGUUGUGGCUGGAAGAUCCAAGAAUGUGGGCAUGCCCAUCGCCAUGCUUCUGCACACGGAUGGAGAGCACGAGAGGCCUGGAGGUGAUGCAACUGUGACAAUUGCCCACAGAUACACCCCCAGAGAACAACUGAAGGUCCAUACCCAGUUAGCAGAUAUUAUUGUAGUAGCAGCAGGCAUUCCAAAGUUGAUUACAGCUGACAUGGUUAAAGAAGAUGCUGCUGUGAUUGAUGUGGGCAUCAACUAUGUUCAAGAUCCUGUGACAGGGAAGACAAAAUUAGUGGGAGAUGUGGACUUUGAAGCUGUGAAGAAGAAAGCUGGCCUCAUCACUCCUGUCCCAGGAGGCGUGGGGCCCAUGACAGUGGCCAUGCUUUUGAAGAACACCUUUCUUGCGGCGAAAAACAGCUCUUAUCAGAUCCCAGGAAAGAACCACACGAACUGAAGUCAAACUGUGUAUUUAUUUCACAAAGGGCAAAAAAAAACUUUCUAUUUUACUACAAAGCUAUUUAUUUCUACAUUGUAUUUAUUUUUUCAUGGAUGAAAUCCUUGUGGAUCAGAUGAUUCUGAUCUUUAUGCAUUUCCUGCUAAUGAAUUUUGAGUUUUAGGAAAGACUGAAACAAUUCCUAUUAAAAAAUUGGUAAUAAUUGUUCAUUUUAUGGGUAUGUGUUCAUAAUGGUAAGAAAGGGUUUAUAAUAAAGAAAUCUAUUUUUGACAAUUAUGUACCAACAUAGGAUGUUUCAACAAAUGUUUUGUCACUCAAAUAGGUACUAAUGUCAAAUUCAAUUCUGGUUUUCCUAUAAACAUGCUGAAUUUUUAAUCUACUUCAUGUCUUAGGUCAUUUGCUGAAAAAGAUCUUAAGAAUUAAAAGAAAGAUAGAAUGUUGAAAAUAAAUUCAGAAUAUAAGAUAUCUCUCAAAUGCAGCCUACAAGGCCAUCCUAAUGAGAAACGAUAUUCUAUUAAUGGGGAAAAAUCAUGAAAGACAAGAAAUACAUUCCAUGACUUGAAAAAGUAGUGAUUAUAUCAAAUAAUGAUUGACUGUUAGUCAUGGUAAAAAAUAUUUGAAGAACAUGUUAGCUUUGCAUAUCAUUUUUUUUCCUUUCGAAAAACUAUUGGGCAGUAUUUUCAGUGAAUAAUAUUAUAAACAUCCAGAAAAAAAAUACACACACACACACACACACACACACACACACACACACACAUGUAAAACAAAACUCACAUUAUGGUUUUCUACAAGUGUCAAAUGUGAUAGAAUAUAACUGAGGCUAUCAGUAAAGGACAGUAGCUGAUAGGUCUGUUCACAAGUUCAGCUAUCUGACAAUGCUUUAAGUUUAUAGAAACUAAAUUUAGGAUGCAACUAAAUACUUUAUGCCAACUAUUCUUCCCUCUUCCAU
Molecule: messenger RNA, 2003 nt
Organism: Dipodomys spectabilis (banner-tailed kangaroo rat)
Lineage: Eukaryota; Metazoa; Chordata; Mammalia; Rodentia; Heteromyidae
Gene: Mthfd2l
Product: methylenetetrahydrofolate dehydrogenase (NADP+ dependent) 2 like
Exons: 8
Coding region: 11-1054 (347 amino acids)
Biological process (GO): tetrahydrofolate interconversion
Cellular component (GO): mitochondrion
Molecular function (GO): methylenetetrahydrofolate dehydrogenase (NADP+) activity; methenyltetrahydrofolate cyclohydrolase activity; methylenetetrahydrofolate dehydrogenase (NAD+) activity
Source: RefSeq, a predicted model, not a curated record